AUGCACAGACGCUCGUCUGGCUCCCCUGUCGCGGAGGACUCUGAAGACCCCUUCGCGCGAUUCCCAGACGACCAUGGCUCCAGUACAAUCGACACAAAUGAUAAAUCGCGGUCGCAAAUAGCUCGCCACGGUACAAGUUUCGAUCUUCGUCGGGAUAACGGCACCUCGACUCCGCGCUCGCGGAAUUCGAGUCUUUUACGCACACCAUCGGCCCAGCCUGCCAACUACACAAAAACCAUGCCAUUGGGCUCUCCGCGGCUUCCACUGGAGGCUCCUGCUCCAGAGGGCCGUCGUGCGCGUCAAUCCCGCAAACAAAGUCCCUGGUCCUGCUCCAUUUUAACCGCUUUUACGACACUCGCUGCCGUCGUCUUUCUGAUCUCGAUUGUGCGGUCCUUCGCCACUCGCCAGGUCGGAGGAGAUGGCUGUGGAGUACCGAUGAUGAGUCCGACAUUUAUUCGCAUGUUGGAGUUUGAUACAGAACAUACGCGCUUUGCAAGUAAAUACAAUCUGUUUCUCUACCGGGAGGAGGGUGUGGAUCCAUAUACUCAAGACAAUAUCGGGUUGAAUGGUGUUCCAGUUCUUUUCCUUCCGGGCAAUGCAGGCAGCUACCGACAGGUCCGAUCUUUAGCCGCCGAGGCUUCGAGGCACUACUACGACGUGGUUCGGCACGACGAGGAUCGUCAUGCGGCCGGUACUCGCAGCUUAGACUUUUUCAUGGUGGAUUUCAACGAAGAUAUGGCUGCAUUCCACGGACAGACUUUGUUGGAUCAAGCGGAAUAUGUAAACGAGGCGAUUUCGUAUAUCCUGUCCCUCUAUCACGACCCAAGACGAACACGAAGGGAUCCUGGCCUUCCCGAUCCCAGCGCCGUUAUCUUGGUUGGACACUCCAUGGGUGGCAUUGUGGCCCGUACUUCCCUGACGAUGGCCAACUACCAGGCUAACUCCGUCAAUACGAUCAUAACCAUGUCAGCCCCGCAUGCGAGACCGCCUGUAUCAUUCGACUCAGACAUCGUUCACACCUACAAACAGAUCAACGAUUAUUGGCGUGAGGCUUACGCACAAACAUGGGCCAACAACAACCCGCUCUGGCAUGUGACAUUGAUCUCAAUUGCUGGUGGUGCGCGCGAUACUGUGGUUCCGUCCGACUACACAAGCAUUUCUUCUCUCGUCCCUGAAACACAUGGAUUCACCGUUUUUACAUCUUCUAUCCCCAAUGUGUGGAUUGGAAUGGAUCACCUAUCGAUCACCUGGUGUGACCAGUUCCGGAAAGCCAUAAUCAAGUCCUUGUUUGAAAUUGUCGAUGCCCGACGACCCACGCAAACAAAGCCGAGAGCCGAGCGCAUGCGAGUUCUAAAGCGGUGGUAUUUGACAGGACUGGAGUCGGUUGCUGAGAGAACAUUCUCGCAGAAGGAACCAAACACGCUCCUGACACUGGAAGAUAAUGCAAACACCAUUCUUGCACAAGGCGAACGACUCAUUCUCCGUGAAUUAGGCCAGCAGCACGGUCCCGACGUCCGCCUUCUCCCGAUUCCGCCCCAGGGUGUUUCAGGCAAGAAAUUUACUCUUCUUACAGAUCAAUUUAUCGAUGGCCAGGGUAACAUUGAGGUAUUCUUUUGCAGCGUGUUUCCACUAAACAACGGCCGCUCCACUAUCUUUUCCAUGAACCUGGACUUUUCCGGGGGCACCGUGGGGUCAACCCGACUGGCAUGUAAAAAUGCGGCUGAGGAUGUUAUUCUCCUGCCUGCAUCGACUCCUACAUCGAAGCAACCUUACGACCAUGUCACACCAUUUUCCUACCUUCAGUAUGAUUUGGAGGGACUCGCGGAGCAUCAGUUUGUGGCUGUCGUUGACAAGGCUAAUGUGCCAACACCGGGAUUUUUGGUGGCAGAGUUCUCCGACAGCUCUGAAGCCGUACUUCGCGCCAAGGUGGGACUGGGAAGUCUGCUAGCUGCAGGUCUUAAGAUUCGGCUCACAGCCGAUCGGCCCAUGCUCACUGAGGUAAAGAUCCCAGCCAUGUACUCGAGUCUUCUUGACUACCGCCUCAAAAUCACACGCCACCCCCAAGAGAAAGAGCUUUUUCAACCACUGUUGCGACAGUCUAUCGCCGAUCCACACGAGUCCAAGUAUUUUGUGAAUGUCAACAAGGUCAAUGUAAACCUUCAUGGCGUGGCGCCCUUUAUGCCGCCGCCUCUUCGCGACCAGGCUGCCAAGGGUGGUAUAUCAUUUCACCUAUGGACCGAUCCAAGCUCUGGGUCAACAGUGGACAUUUCGUUGCAAGUGGAUAUCAUUGGCAGUCUAGGGGAACUGGUGAUGCGCUACCGUACUGUCUUCGCGGCUUUCCCACUGCUUGUCGUUGCACUCGUACUCCGAAAGCAGUUUCAGGUGUACGACGAGACUGGCUAUUUCAUCCCGUUCAUGGACGGCCUCGAUCGAGCCUCGCGAUCCUCCCUUCCUCUCUUACUUGUGGCGUUGUCACUUCUAGCGUCCUCCCUCGCCACCACCCAGGCUUUUCCCGAGUCCGAUGAUCCAUUUCAUUGGCGGUCUAACUCUACAGAAAGCCCGUCUGACUUCACUAAGAAUGAUCUUCUUCUGGGAUCACCAGAUGCAUUCUUCUGGUUCCUUGUCCCUAUUUUUGGACUUAUCAGCAUUGGUGUUUGUGUCUUGGUUAAUUAUGUUGCCCUCCUUCUGGUAACCAUCCUAUCUUGGAUAUAUGGAGUGAUGAACAGCAAGUCAGGUUAUAUCCGACGUGAAGACCGAGGAAAUCUUCCCAUUUUCAGCUCCCCCACACCCCGAAGACGUGUGAUCCACACUGCUAUCCUACUAAUUCUCGUCUCAACAAUCAUCCCUUAUCAGUUUGCAUAUAUGGUUGCUUGCAUAGUGAUGCUGGCAACGUGUGUUCGCGCCCAGUGGCAUGCCAAUGAAACAAGAGCCUCACCCCACCUCAAUUUCAGCAACUACGCCCACUCCAUCUUGAUUCUCAUGCUGUGGAUUCUGCCUAUCAAUGUCCUUGUGCUUUUGGUCUGGGCUCACAACCUUGUGGUGCACUGGUUCAUGCCCUUCUCCUCCAACCAUAAUGUAUUAUCCAUCAUGCCAUUCCUCCUUCUUGUUGAGACCAUGACCAGCGGUGCAAUGAUACCACGCAUAACCACUCGAUUCAAACACGUAACUUCCAUAAUCCUCUUUGUGAUCGCAAUCUACUCAGCAGUGUACGGAGUCACCUAUGCAUAUGUUCUCCACCACCUAGCAAACCUCCUAUCGGCCUGGUUUGUCGGCAUUUAUCUAGUUGGCAACAACUUCUCCCCCCGACGCCUAUGGCACAUUAUCGAUGGCGAUGAGAUUCCGUCAGAAUCAGGAUCUCACCAUGUCAAGAAACAGCCAUGA
Penicillium taxi is the source of this 3381-nucleotide messenger RNA. RefSeq names its product GPI inositol-deacylase. Gene Ontology annotation, molecular function: phosphatidylinositol deacylase activity. The record is from RefSeq and is a predicted model, not a curated record. NCBI's taxonomy places the organism in Eukaryota, Fungi, Ascomycota, Eurotiomycetes, Eurotiales, Aspergillaceae. The transcript is spliced from 5 exons. Bases 1 to 3381 code for a protein of 1126 amino acids. Gene Ontology annotation, cellular component: endoplasmic reticulum. Gene Ontology annotation, biological process: GPI anchor metabolic process; endoplasmic reticulum to Golgi vesicle-mediated transport.